GCUAAAGGAAUUUCAUCUAAUUUUGAGAGGAUCGGGUCCCAUUAAUUAAUGCCCUCCCCUAAGUCAAAAAUAAAUAAAUAUACAUACGCUGCUCCACACUCUAUAUAUUGGCAGUGAUAACUCCACCACUGUCAGUGGAUCUUUUUCCAAGAAGAGGAUGAAUUACCCAUUCGUUAUUAUCCUGAUUUUGGUAUCACGAAGCAACCACGCUUCUUCUGCGUGCUUCAAAUCCAUCAUAAGCUUCGGCGAUUCACUAGCAGACACCGGCAACUCAAUCCAAUUCGCUCCGUCUCAAGCCGCCGCGGCGCCACCCUAUGGAGAAACUUUCUUCCACCGUCCCACGGGGAGGUGGUCCGACGGCCGCCUCGUCAUCGAUUUUACCGCUGAGGCUCUGGGGCUUCCAUUUGUGCAGCCAUUUUGGGGUCCGAGCAGCAGAGGAUUCGACGGUGGUGUGAAUUUCGCGGUGUCGGGUUGCACAGCGCUGCCGGACUCAUUUUUUGCCGAGGAGGGGCUCCAGAUUGAACUUGCAAAUACAUACCUAGCUGCUCAGUUGAGUUGGUUUAAGGAACUAUUCUUGCCCAAGUUUUGCCACACACCUUCAGAUUGCAAGAAUUUCCUAGAAACCUCCUUGGUUUUGGUGGGAGAGAUAGGAGGCAAUGACUACAAUCGUGCAUUCCUCCAAGGGAAAAACGUGGAAUCAGUACAAUCAAUGGUUCCUAAAGUUGUUAAAGCAAUAAGCUUAACAAUCAAUGAACUGAUCAAGCUUGGAGCUACGACAUUAAUGGUUCCCGGGAAUGCUCCCAUAGGAUGUUUGGUAGUUUAUCUUACUUACUUCAAAAGUUCAAAUCAGACAUAUUACGACUCCAAAACAGGUUGCCUCAAUUGGCUAAACAGGUUUAGUCGGCUCCAUAACAAAGUGCUGCAGGCCGAACUAGAACGCAUCCGACAACAGAAUCCAAACAUCAACAUAGUCUAUGCAGAUUAUUACAAUGCCGCAAUGCAAUUUUAUCGUUCCCCACAAAAAUAUGGAUUCUCAGAAGGAGGUCUUGUAGCUUGUUGCGGCACUGAUGAUCAUCCCUGCGGAACUGAAGGAUCCAAGACGUGCGCGGAUCCUUCGUUGUACGUGAAUUGGGAUGGUAUCCAUUUCACUGAGGCAGCUUACGGAUUGAUAGCAAAUGGUUUGUUGCGAGGAACUUUUACCAUUCCUCCGCUCAAUACGUUUUGUGCUCCGACUUCAGAUAUAUAAUGCUGCCCAAAUUAUUACUGAGGCAUCUAUUUUAUUUGCUUCUAGGAGUUGGUAAUUUUUUAUAAGACUUGGUGGGGAUAGAGAAUUUAUUAAUUAUUACUGUGAUUAUUUAUGUGAUCUCUUGUUGGGAUUGAAUUAAACUGGUAUUUUAAUUUAAUAGAAUAAUUGUACGUGUGGAUUUAAUUAA
This is a messenger RNA of Salvia miltiorrhiza (redroot sage), 1433 nucleotides long. RefSeq names its product GDSL esterase/lipase At1g28590-like. Lineage: Eukaryota; Viridiplantae; Streptophyta; Magnoliopsida; Lamiales; Lamiaceae. The record is from RefSeq and is a predicted model, not a curated record. Gene Ontology annotation, molecular function: hydrolase activity, acting on ester bonds. The transcript is spliced from 5 exons. Bases 158 to 1246 code for a protein of 362 amino acids.